AUGUCCUAUUCGAUGGGGGCAACCCCCAAAAGCAGUUCUGCUCCUCCAUUUGCAUUUGAUAACACUGAAGUUAGAACUAUAAAAAUAGCACAUGAACGUGUUCAAUUGGACGUUAAUAUGCCCACGCAUCAGAUUAAAGGGGUAGCAGAUAUAAUAUUGAUACCUUUAGUUCAAAAUUUGGAUUAUAUAACCCUGGAUUGUAAAGAUGUUAAAAUUAAUGACGUUUGGGUUGAAAAUAGAAGAUGUGAUAACUAUAUACAUGAUAAUCAGGAUAAGAAUUUACGUGAUAAAUAUGUUAACCAAACAGAUGAUGUAUUAUUUUCUGAUAAUACUAUUGAACAAUCUCAAUUUUUCAGAGAAAAAUUUGCAGAUUUAACACAGAAACCUGAUGAGCUAAGAAAAUCACAAUUAAUAAUAAAAGUACCUUCAAGUAUAAGAAUAACGUUACAGGAUGCGGAUUCGUUAUCAAAUUAUACACCAAUUACUCCAUCUGUGAAGGGAACUCCAGCGGCUCAAGAGAGUGUAUUUACACCGUUAACGGUUAAAAUUGAAUAUGAGAUAAAUAAUCCUCAGACAGGUAUAAUAUUUGAUACAGUUUUAGAAGAGAGCCCUCAUUUAUGGAAUGUAUAUACAACCAAUGCUGAAUUUUGUACUACUGCCUCCUAUUGGAUGCCUUGCAUAAAUAUGUUAGAUGAAAAGUCUACUUGGGAGAUUGAGAUUAGCGUUCCAAGAAAAGUAAAAGAUAUUGGUACCUCUAAAAUGAUUGGUCAGAAGGAAGAAAAUGCGAAUAGUAUUCUUAUGCAAAAACUCAAGAAGACCAAGCAAAGUGAUAAUGGAAAUAAUGAGGAUGAUGAAGAUGAUGACGACGACGACGAAAUGUGGGACGAUGUAGAUACAAAUAAUCCAUUAAACAGAGAUAUUAUUGUAUGUUGUUCUGAAUAUUCAACUGUAAAAGAAUUUGCCCACCCAACAGACAUAUCUAAAAAAGUUUUUGCAUUCCAAAUAUUUAAUCCUGUGGCACCACCGCACAUUGGCUGGGCCAUUGGCGCUUUUGAUUAUUUGGACUUACCAACAGUGUCUGCUAAAGAUGGUGUUGUAGAAGAAGAGCAUGAAGAGAAUGAUGAGAACGUAAACCAUAACUCGAAGAAUAUUGUAGAAAAUGAUACCACCGAUGAUAUACCUAUUAGAGUGUAUACACUACCGACAAAGGAUGUGGAUGAAAAGAUGAUCAUAAAUUCGACAAUUAUAUGUCAGAGGAUAAUGGACUUUUAUUCGAGAGAUUUUGGUUCAUAUCCAUUCGCUUCCUAUUCUUUAGUUUUUCUACCAACUGUGAUACCUGACGUUAUGGAUUUUGCAAGUUUAACAAUUUGUAAUACUAGACUCUUAUAUCCACCAACUCUAAUAGAUCCAAUGUUUUCUACGACAGAUAAACUUGCAUGGGCUCUGGCGAAUCAAUGGUCAGGAGUGAAUAUAACACCUAAUGAUAUAGAUGAUAUAUGGUGCUGUAUAGGUAUGGCUGGUUUUAUGGUUUUUCAAGCAAUCAAGAAAUUAUAUGGUCAAAAUGAAUUUCGAUAUAGACUGAAAUUAUUUAAUGAAGCUAUUGUAGAUCAAGAUUGGGAAAUGCAGCCUCUUGGAACCUUUUUUGCCGAUUUUUCAAGACCCAUUAGCAUUACAUCAGGUGAUCUUGAUUUCAUCAAGUUAAAAGCACCCAUGGUUUUAUACAUCCUUGAUAAGAGAAUGACAAAAACUGAAAGAUCAUUUGGUAUGUCUCGUGUAUUACCUAAAAUAUUUUUACAGGCAAUGUCAGGAGAUUUACCAAAUAAUUCCUUGACUGCAGGUCAUUUUCAACAUGUUUGUGAACGUGUUAAUAAAAAUAAAUUGGAAUCUUUCUUUCAACAAUGGAUAUAUGGGUCAGGAGUACCUAUAUUUAGAGUAACCCAAAGAUUUAAUAAAAAGAGAAUGGUGGUCGAGAUGGGCAUUAGACAAUGCCAACGUGAGGAAUUAGGUGAACAUAAAUUUAUCGGAUCGAGGGGGUUUGCUCGCAGUGCAUUGAAUCAUAUUGAAAAUCCUUAUAGGAAUGUUGAACGGUACUUUACUGGAUCAAUGACUAUCAGAAUAAAUGAGGCUGACGGUACACCUUACGAACAUAUUGUUGAGAUAAAUGAUAUUUUCACAAAAAUUGAUAUUCAAUAUAAUACAAAAUUUAGAAGAACGAGAGGAAGAGGGCCUUCCACCAAAUCAACAAGUAAUUUAGCAAGUUUCAUAGAUGAUCACACCGAUGAUAGAGACGAUGAUAUUGUUAGAUUGGGUGCCAUAUUAGAUAAUCAAGAAGAUUGCAAGGAGUGGAAUCUAACAAGUUUAUUUAAAAAUACAGAGGGGCAUGAAAUGCAGGCCCAGAAUGAAGCGUAUGAAUGGAUAAGGAUUGACUCCGAUUUUGAAUGGAUCAGUAAAAUUAUCAUUAAUCAACCAGACUACAUGUUUUCGUCACAAUUACAACAGGAUGUCGAUGUUGAAGCUCAAAUUGAGAGUAUCCGGUAUUAUGAGGACGUCAUUUCGACCUCUCAAAGAAGUUCACUUGUUUACUCUUCAGUACUUACGCGAACUGUAAUGGACGAUAAGUAUUUUUAUGGUGUAAGGUUAGAGGCUUGCAGAGCGUUGUCUAAAUAUACUUACAAAGUAGGCGAAAAUUUUCCCGGUGGAGCAAAUCACUUAAUUAAAAUUUUUCAAGCAUUGUUCUGUUUUGAUGGAUCAAAUGUGCCGAAAUCAAAUAAUUUUGAGGAUAUACCGAGGUAUUUAAUACAGAAGAAGAUUGUAGAAGCAUUAGGGGGAGUGAGAAAUGAACACGAUGAAUCUCCUUCUUUCGUCAAAGAUUUCUUAUUGGGCUUAUUGAAGUAUAACGACAACAGUACAAAUUUUUAUUCAGAUCAUCUAUAUCUAAGGGAUUUAAUCAAGGCAGUCACCGAAUGUUGUAUUCAUGACAAAGAGGAUAAAAUAUUUCACAAAAAUGCUCUUGAACAAUUGAAUAGGUACAGUAACCUGGAUAAGUGGUCUGAAUCCUAUGACUUUAGUAUUUCCAAAGAAAUUGUUAUGCAAAAGCUUAAUUUAACUGUUAGAGGUUUAUACGAUUUUGACGAAUUGAAUGAAAUUUUGCAGAGGUGUUUUGAUUUUGGGAAUGAUAAUGAUUUAAAUAUAACAAGGGAACGGGAAGGUAUCCAAGAUAUGACAAUAACUUGCUUUAAGGCCAUUUUAAUGAACGGUGGUAUUAAGAACACUGAUGCUCUUACAUUUUUUUUCGAAUGUAUGUGUUGUUUUCCAGACAUGUAUGUGAGGUUAAAUUUACCAAAAGUAUUGGUAGAAUCUUUAAAUUUUGUUGUUGAGAAUAAAUUUAUUGGAAAUUUGGAUGAUGACUUUAAUUUUGUUAUGGAGAGUAUUAUCCCGAGUAACUUAAACCCAGAUAAUGAAGAUGAAGUGGCGGCAUUUAUUAUGGAAGAUGUGUCUACUGAUAUUUACCGUAGAAUGUUGAAUAACAAGAGGAAAAAUAUUCGAGGUAUUCUAAAGGCCGUUCGUCAUGUGUUUAGAAAUUAUAAACCUUUAAAGGGAAUAUUAUGGAAUGUACUUCAUACACCUUUGUUAAAUAUUUUCACAAGAAAAGUUCUUUUUGAUUUUAGUCGUAUUUUGUAUCGUUUGGAGAAUAAGCUUGAAGUUGUUUUACCUGCCCCAAGAAUGAAGAAACUAAUUGCAAAGGAUUUAGGAGAGGGUAAAGUUGUUAUAAGGAGGGACGGUAUAAUGAAACUACACAUUAAAGCCGUUACAAUCGAUGCACCAACAAAUAAAUUGAAGAUAACUCUUCCACCAGUGAAGACCAAAAACAUUAUAAAGAUUAAGACCAAGAAAUAUAAAAAUACGGUGAAGAAGGUUGGAACUAUGCCGGUAAGAUUUGUUAAGGUAUCUAAAAAGUAUAAAAAACUUGAUGUAUCUAGUGUUCCUUUCAGUGAUAAAGUUACAUUCCCUAAGGUUAACACAAGAUCAUUUACAGUUAAAAUUAAAUACCCCAGGAAGACCUAG
Molecule: messenger RNA, 4065 nt
Organism: Maudiozyma saulgeensis
Lineage: Eukaryota; Fungi; Ascomycota; Saccharomycetes; Saccharomycetales; Saccharomycetaceae
Source: the annotation of a GenBank genome assembly